This is a messenger RNA of Ambispora leptoticha, 1782 nucleotides long. Lineage: Eukaryota; Fungi; Glomeromycota; Glomeromycetes; Archaeosporales; Ambisporaceae. The record is from the annotation of a GenBank genome assembly.
AUGGAAGAGAUUAUUGAUGCAUUGCGCAAAAGUGUUGGUAUAAUAAUCGAAUGGCAAUUCACAUUAGAUUCAUUGGCUAUUGCUGCAAGUGGAUAUCAGAGAGACCUUCGACAAAUUGCAAAUAUGUUAAAAGCUAUUGCUUUCAUUCUGAUAGUGAUCAUAUUACCCAUUGUCCUGCUUCGUUUUCUGCGUGCGGACCUUCAGCAGACGAUGAUUAACGCCAAAAACCAGCAGUCCAAAGGUAGCGAAACAGAAAAUGCAGGUGUAGGUGGAAAGGCUGCGGAAGUAGACAUUGGUAGCAGUAGCGGGGAUAAUAUUGAGAGGAAACAAAAGAAAGACACUGGUAGUGAUACUAAUAACGUUAAAAGCGACUAUAGCGAGGGUAGUGAAAAGUCUUAUGUUCACACACGUGAAGACGAGACAGAGGAAGAAGUCUUGGAGAACGAACUAGAGGAUGAUAGUGAAUUUAUGGAGGUUUAUAUACAUCGGCGUAAAGGAUCAUCGAAGGCAAAAGCGCGCACUUUUAAUCCGGUGAGCUCAGCCGCUGCUUCUAAUCGUUCAUCACCAAAAUCCGCUGAUGAACCACUCACAAGGACGCAAAAGAAAAAUAUUGCAAAAGCCGCCAAACUUAAAGAGGAAGCCAAGAUUAGAGCUGAGACGCAGGAGGCAAGAUUAUUACAGCAUAAAAAAGAACUAGAGAGGGAACGAAUUAAGGAGUUUGUCAAACAGAAUCCACCUAAUAAGCAGACGAAUAAUAAGAAGACUGGACCAACAGCUAGCCUAGAUGAAGGAGGACAUUUGCGUAGAGAUAAAGAUGACGUUGAAAUGCCAGACGCAGAUUUUGGAGAUGAAGAGCAAGAGAGAGAAGUAUUAAAUUUCGGCAACACUAUUAUGGUGACUCCGGGACAACUGAUAACUAGUGACCCACAAUAUAUGAAAGGACAUGGGACAUAUCCUCUCCCGCAAGACUUGAUGUUAUCCUCGGUUGCAGGAAUUAUAGAACGCGUGAAUAAGUUGGUUUCGGUGCGACCUUUACACACAAGAUAUACUGGUGAUAUAGGCGACUUAGUUAUUGGGAGGAUAACGGAGGUAACCCAAAAAAGAUGGAAAGUAGACAUAAACUCGCGGCAAGAUGGUGUUCUACAGCUAUCAUCAAUCAAUCUGCCGGGAGGAGUGCAACGGCGUAAAACAGAAGAAGAUGAGUUGCAGAUGCGUAAAUUUUUUAUAGAGGGAGAUUUGCUUGUGGCUGAAAUACACGCGUUCUUCCAAGAUGGAGCCGCAAACUUACAUACGAGAAGCUCAAAAUAUGGAAAGCUACGAAAUGGCUCAUUUAUCAAUGUCCCACCAUCACUAGUACAACGUUGCAAAACUCAUUUCCAUACGCUACCUUGUGGGAUUGACGUGAUUCUGGGAUUGAAUGGGUAUAUUUGGGUGUGCAAACAUUCAGCACACAAUCCCAAUGAUAGUGGUGGUUCCAGGAUUAAUACCCAUAGUAGUAUGAUUAUUAAUAAUAUUAGUAAUAACGUUGAUGUGGAUGCGAUUUAUUCUAGUCAAAAUGAGCCAAUCGAUGAUUCUACACGUGAGAAAAUCGCACGGGUUUGCAAUUGUAUAAAUGUUCUAAGUCAAAAAUUCAUUUAUAUCAAUGAUACCGCAAUUGCUGAUGCAUAUGACGCGUCCUUGAAGUUUCAUGUGAGAGAGUUGAGACACUUGAAUGUAAUUGAUGAGAUUGCGUCGAUCGUGGUUGCGAAGGUUACUUCCUUGAAAACUGGACUUUUUCAAUAA